UUGGAAUCACUUCAACUGCAAAAUUGAUGAGAAAAUCAUCAAAGCAACUGUGAGACUGUAAAAUUUAGCCACGUUACUUUCUUCUGGAAUGGGAAUCGCUCUGGAUGCUUUAACCCUGAAAUGGAGGAAUAUGUGGAAAUUCCAAGUGAUAGUGGAAUCUCAUUCAACGUCCAGCCAAAGAUGAAGGCAUUGGAGAUUGCUGAAAAGGCAAGGGAUGCUAUUCUGAGCAAGAAGUUUGAACAGGUACAUGUUAACCUACCCAAUGGGGACAUGGUGCGGCAUAUUGGUGACAUUGAGGCCACAAUUGUUGCCUGCAAGGCUGCUGAUCAAGCUGUCAAGGUUCCCAUUGCUAUUGGAGGCCACGGACUGGCACCUGGUUUUCGGUUCCGCAAGGAUCUUCCGAGUGGUGGUCUUGCCAAUGUUGCUGCAACUAUGAUCAAUCUGCAUGGAUUUGAGGCCCCUUCCCAAGAGAACAUAGGGAAAAGAAUUCUCACUCUAUUAUUUCCUAAAUUUUGAUGUUAGGUUACAAAUG
Messenger RNA from Rosa chinensis, 532 nucleotides. RefSeq names its product 2,3-bisphosphoglycerate-independent phosphoglycerate mutase. The record is from RefSeq and is a predicted model, not a curated record. NCBI's taxonomy places the organism in Eukaryota, Viridiplantae, Streptophyta, Magnoliopsida, Rosales, Rosaceae. The coding region runs from base 121 to 516 and encodes 131 amino acids. Gene Ontology annotation, biological process: glucose catabolic process. Gene Ontology annotation, molecular function: manganese ion binding. The transcript is spliced from 4 exons.